Pogona vitticeps (central bearded dragon) is the source of this 2824-nucleotide messenger RNA. RefSeq names its product stearoyl-CoA desaturase (gene SCD). The record is from RefSeq and is a predicted model, not a curated record. Gene Ontology annotation, biological process: response to fatty acid; unsaturated fatty acid biosynthetic process; monounsaturated fatty acid biosynthetic process. Gene Ontology annotation, cellular component: endoplasmic reticulum membrane. Lineage: Eukaryota; Metazoa; Chordata; Lepidosauria; Squamata; Agamidae. Gene Ontology annotation, molecular function: stearoyl-CoA 9-desaturase activity; iron ion binding; palmitoyl-CoA 9-desaturase activity.
CCACGCAGGAGGGAUGCGAAGUGUCACGCCGCCGCGGAAGCAACCGCAGGCUCAGCACCGCCAUCCAACAGCAGAUUGCUGGCAGCCAAUGCCGAGGACGCUUUGAAGUGGCACCAAAUUCCUCCCAGCCAAUAGGAGCCCUCCGCUCAGUGCCAAGGUAUCAUCCUCUCCUUCGCUCUCUCUCUCCCCCCCUCUUCCCGGCCACUUUAACGUCACCGGCAACCAACCUCCCGGCAGCAGCAGCAGCAGCAGCAGCAGCGAGGCAGCCUCUGGCAGCGUGAGAGCAAAGUUGCGCCACGCAUCUGGAUCUUGAGCGGGGAGUGGCCCCGUCCUCGUCGGAGGCUCCUGCCUUUAAUGUGAUUUCGUUAUAUUUAUUUGUUUAUUUAUUUGAGAGAAGCGGGAAAGGGGGGGAGCUCAUCACUGAUGGGUUACUAAAGUUCACGGCGAAGGAAGCUUAAAUACCUUUGCGGAAGGCUCCGGCCGCAAAACAGCCCAGCCUGCUGCGGGAUCUGGAGCAUCACCGAAGUUGCGGCGGCGGCGAGAUUCUCCUCUCUGACUCAGGGGCGGCCGCGGCUCGGAUCACCACCGGCAAAGGGAAAGGCGGAGCGAGCCUUCCGUCCUAGCGGCAAGAGCGCCAUCAGGGAGCCCGGCAGCUUCCCGGGCCGCUUCGCAAGCGCAAGGGAGCAUCCGAAGGAGCCGCUCGCGAUGCCCGCCCAGCUGUCCCCGAUGGAGAUUUCUCCAGAGUUCUCUGCCACCAGUGCCUUUGCUCAUGUGGCCCAGAAUGGGGCAGUGCAUGUAGAGAAAGUUAAUCCCACACACGAGGAUAUUGGAUCUGGGAGAGUAAUGACUGAUGAUGUAUUUGAUGAGAGCUAUCGUGAGAAAAAGGGCCCAAAGCCUGCUACAGUCUAUGUCUGGAGAAAUAUCAUCCUUAUGUUCCUGCUCCACGUAUCUGCAGUUUAUGCCCUUUGGCUCAUACCUGCAACACAUAUUCUCACCUUAGUGUGGGCAAUGUUGUGCUUCAUCUUGAGUGGUCUAGGAAUAACAGCUGGAGCACAUCGACUUUGGAGUCACCGGUCUUACAAAGCUACCUUGCCUCUUCGAAUAUUCUUGGCUGUUAUCAACUCCAUGGCUUUCCAGAAUGAUAUUUAUGAGUGGGCUAGAGACCAUCGUGGCCACCACAAAUUCUCUGAAACAGAUGCAGAUCCUCACAAUGCAAGUCGAGGCUUUUUCUUUUCUCAUAUCGGCUGGCUGCUCGUGCGAAAACACCCUGAUGUCAUAGAGAAAGGAAAGAAGCUGGACCUCUCUGACCUGGAGGCUGACAAAGUUGUGAUGUUCCAGAGGAGAUAUUACAAGCUAUCUCUGUUGAUCAUGUGCUUCUUUGUACCUUCCAUUGUGCCUUGGUAUUUCUGGGGAGAAUCCUUAUACAACAGCUUCUUCAUAGCUGCCAUCCUCCGUUAUGCCUUGAUCCUCAAUGCUACCUGGCUAGUGAACAGUGCAGCCCACAUGUAUGGCAACCGGCCGUAUGAUCGGAACAUUAACCCCAGGGAAAACCACUUUGUUGUAUUUGGAGCCUUAGGUGAAGGCUUCCACAACUAUCACCAUACUUUCCCUUUUGAUUACUCAACCAGUGAGUUUGGCUUAAAGUGGAACUUCACUACAGCUUUCAUUGAUUUAAUGUGCUACCUUGGCUUGGCCAGCGACCCUAAGAGAGUAGCCAAGGAGACCAUUUUGGCCCGGAAAAUGCGGACUGGUGAUGGUAGUCACAAGACUGGCUGAAGGUCUGGUUCCUUUCCCCACAAGCCCCAGUUCAAAGGUUGCUUUCCCCUUCCUCUUCGUCUUUCAAACAACCUGUGCAUACAUUUAACAACCAGUCUACUAACUAAUAAGCAAUGCUUCCAGGAUGCUCAAAAGUAUGACUAACCUAUUUCAGUACAGUGUUUGAAACAACGUAUUUAAGGCUGGUAACUUUCCCUUGACUCUUUGGGCACAAGGGGGUUGCCUGUCCUUCUAUUUUGUUGCUCCAUGGCAAGGUCUCUUUACCGUCUUCUCUGUGCUCUCUUUUCUCUUUCUCUCCCUCAUGUUAGAAGCCAGUAGAACAUCUCCACCUGUUGGCUUCCCUGGAAACAAUUAAGAAGGACUGAGCCGACAGGGUUACACCAAAGUAGGAAAUCUUUUUCCCAGGAAGAGCAGAAACUCAUAUUUUGCUAAUUAGUAACCCGUUCUGUUUCCUGGCUCUUGAAGUUAGUAGUGCCUUUGAUGAAAAAGCAGAGGCGCUGCCCUAUCUGCUUUUUCUUGGAGAAGGCUUCUUAGACCAAGGGUUUCAAUAACUGUGGGAGACUAAGAAAGAGGUGGGGAUGGGAAUGAUAAAAAGAUUAGGAGUGGAAAGGGGAAGAAGAUCUUUUUGGAAGGGUGGCAAACUACGUUCCUGGUUAGACUCAGAAUUAAGAGUUGGUUAAACAAAUAAUAACGAACCAGAACAGCUUUCUAUUCUAUCUCCAUUUGUGGUCUAAUGUCCCGCCUGCUCUUUUCCUGCAGUUAGGCGCUGACCAGAAGCAAGAGGUCUGUGAAGGGUUCUGCAGGCUUGUACAGGCUAAGUUAGGCGAAGGGAUUGGGUGCUUGAUGGCAUCCGAACCAGAUUUGGUGGAGAAUGUAUUUAGAAUGAAAAAGGGAAACUGUCGUGUUUGGAAGGUAAAAACAGAGGCCCACUCCUCUCUUCCCUCUCCCCUUUCUUCCUCGACCUUACCCCCAUACUCCUGAGUGAUUUCUCGCCUUUUAUCACCAGUCAAGUUGCUGACUUUCUUCUAACUGUUAUGAAGACCUCCCC